AUGAGGGGCCCAUCCGCCUUAUCGCUAUCGCGGGCACUUACACGCCGCCCUCAUCAUCUUCAUCAUCAUCAUCAUCGCGCGCUAUUCACCACCCGCGGACAACGACAACAACAACUAGCCGCUCUCUUGACCUCUUCUCCUCUGAACACACCAAAAAGAACCUACUCAACCCAUCCCCCAAACGCCAAACUCAACCUUCCCACCGAUUACUCCACCACCCCCCUCCUCUGCCACACCACCACCACAGCCCUCACCAACCCCGAGCUCCCCCCCGAAACCCGCAACGGCACCACCAAGCGCAUGAACCUCUUCCAAGCCGUCAACGACGCCCUCGCCACCGCCCUCGCAGAAGACGAAUCAGUCCUCAUCUUUGGCGAGGACGUCGCCUUUGGGGGUGUCUUCCGCUGCACCGGCAAGCUCGCCGAGACGUACGGCGCAGACCGCGUGUUCAACACCCCCUUGACAGAACAAGGAAUCAUGGGUUUCGCCAUCGGGGCCGCGGCCGAGGGGAUGAGGCCCGUGGCCGAGAUUCAGUUUGCCGAUUACGUCUACCCUGCUUUUGACCAGCUUGUCAACGAGGCGGCCAAGUACCGGUAUCGCGACGGGGCGUGCGGGAGGAGCGCGGGGGGGUUGACGGUACGAAUGCCUUGCGGAGGUGUGGGACAUGGGGCGUUGUAUCAUUCCCAGAGUCCGGAAAGUUUGUUUACGCAUAUUCCUGGGUUGAGGGUGGUUAUGCCGCGGUCGCCGUUGCAGGCAAAGGGGUUGUUGCUUGCGGCGAUACGGAGCAAUGAUCCGGUUGUUUUUAUGGAGCCAAAGAUUUUGUACCGGGCGGCGGUGGAGCAGGUGCCUGCGGGGAGUUAUGAGCUGCCGCUGUCGAAGGCGGAGGUGUUGAAGAAGGGGGAUGAUGUGACGGUUGUGAGUUAUGGGCAGCCGUUGUACAAGUGCAUGGCUGCGUUGGAGCAGGCGGAGAGGGAUCUUGGGGUGGGGGUGGAGUUGAUUGAUUUGAGGACGAUCUACCCUUGGGAUAAGGAGACGGUGCUCAAGAGCGUGAGGAAGACGGGACGGUGCGUGGUGGUGCACGAGGCGAUGGUGAAUGCGGGUGUGGGAGCCGAGGUGGCGGCGGUGAUUCAGGAGGAUGCCGAGACGUUUGUGAGGUUGGAGGCGCCGGUUGUGAGGGUGGCUGGGUGGAGUAUUCAUACGCCGUUGUCGUACGAGCAGUUUAAUGCUCCGGAUGUUGCUAGGAUAUAUGACAAUAUCAAGAAGGUGCUGGGGUUCUGA
Podospora anserina S mat+ is the source of this 1278-nucleotide messenger RNA. RefSeq lists its product as uncharacterized. The transcript is spliced from 2 exons. The record is from RefSeq and is a predicted model, not a curated record. Gene Ontology annotation, biological process: response to nutrient; branched-chain amino acid catabolic process. Bases 1 to 1278 code for a protein of 425 amino acids. Gene Ontology annotation, molecular function: catalytic activity. Lineage: Eukaryota; Fungi; Ascomycota; Sordariomycetes; Sordariales; Podosporaceae.